This is a messenger RNA of Encephalitozoon romaleae SJ-2008, 282 nucleotides long. RefSeq names its product BolA-like protein. The transcript is spliced from 2 exons. The record is from RefSeq and is a predicted model, not a curated record. Lineage: Eukaryota; Fungi; Microsporidia; Unikaryonidae. The coding region runs from base 1 to 282 and encodes 93 amino acids.
AUGAAGGGUGGUCUUGAAGCAAAAAUGUUCAAUGCCUUGAAGAAUGAAUUCUGUCCAACAAGGUUGGAGGUUAAGAAUACCUCUUGCGAUCAUACUGGACACAGAAUAAUAGAGCAAGAGGAGGGCUUGGAAACGCAUUUUCAUGUCAGAGUAAGGUCUGCCAUGUUCAACGGAAUGAAAUUCACAGAUAGACACAGACUUGUUUACAAGACAUUGGAGUUUGCUUUUAGCUUGGGACUCCACGCUAUUGAAAUUGACUGUGAUUCAGAUAGCCAGGAAUGA